This is a messenger RNA of Penaeus indicus, 2725 nucleotides long. RefSeq names its product cytochrome P450 2L1-like. The coding region runs from base 53 to 1525 and encodes 490 amino acids. Gene Ontology annotation, cellular component: cytoplasm; intracellular membrane-bounded organelle. The transcript is spliced from 10 exons. NCBI's taxonomy places the organism in Eukaryota, Metazoa, Arthropoda, Malacostraca, Decapoda, Penaeidae. Gene Ontology annotation, biological process: xenobiotic metabolic process. The record is from RefSeq and is a predicted model, not a curated record. Gene Ontology annotation, molecular function: heme binding; iron ion binding; oxidoreductase activity, acting on paired donors, with incorporation or reduction of molecular oxygen, reduced flavin or flavoprotein as one donor, and incorporation of one atom of oxygen.
CUGAAGACACUAACCCUUUCUUCACAAAGAGAAUAAAACUAGCGAGGCCGAGAUGUUAACUGAAGUGAUACUCGGAGUGCUGUUAGUCAUCCUGCUGUGGAAAGCCUUCCUCAAGAAGCCAGCGGGUUUGCCUCCUGGUCGCUGGGGUUUACCGUUGAUCGGAUACAUUCCCUUGACGAAUAAGUCGAUGGAGGAACAACUUGAGGACUUGAACAAGGAGCACGGUGAUAUUUACAUAUGGAGAAUAGGAACGCAGGUGAUGGUGUUCCUCCACAGCUACGAGAUGUGUAAAGAGGCGCUCGCGAGACAAGAGUUUACAAACCGACCCGAUUGGUCUUUCUUCAACUCCAAUGAGAAAGUGGCAUUAGGGGUGGGAGGCAGCAACGGCCUACACUGGCACACCAACCGCCGCUUCACCCUCCGCCAGCUGAAGGACCAAGGCAUGGGGAAGUCCAUGCUGGUGUCAGGGAUCCACGAGCAGGCGGAGAUGCUGAUUGAGAAGCUGAGGGAACAGGCUGGGAAGUGUGAGCCUGUGCCCUACGCUAUUAGGGUCGCUGUUGUCAAUGUGAUCUGGCAUAUGGUGGCUGGAAUAACUUACGACGUGGAUGAUCCGAAGCUUCAGGAAUUUGUGCAGCUCAUGGACGACUUCAACGAAUAUUCGCAAUACAACGUUAUUCUCGACCUCUUCCCUUGGCUUAAGAUACUCCCGGCCUUUAUAAAGAACCGGCUGUUCUCCUUGGAUAAAAUGAACAGCGCCGACAAGAAGUUCCUCGAUUAUUUCUAUGAAGUUAUCGAAGAGCACAAGACCGCGUUGGAUCCCGAUAACCCACGAGACCUCAUCGACGGCUACCUGCUGGAGAUGGAGGGGGCGGAGCGAGAGGAGGUCGUGCGCAGCGAGAAGGACCUGGCUCUCCUGAUCCUCGACCUGUUCUUCGCUGGGAGUGAGACGACGUCCAGUACCCUCACUUUCGCCAUAUAUUACCUCGCCGCCUUUCCGGAGUGCCAGCGGAAACUGCAGGAGGAAAUCGACCGUGUUCUUCCCGACGGCGACCUACCCGGGCUGGAGGACAGAGCGAGACUCCCGUAUCUGGAGGCCGUUAUUCACGAAGUCCUCCGCAUGUCGUCGCUCGUCCCUGGCGGCGUUCAACACUGCGCAACCAGAGACACACAGUUUGCAGGAUAUACAAUUCCUAAGGGCGCGAUCAUCAACACGGCAGCUGCGUCUAUCCACUUCGAUCCAAGAUACUGGGACCAGCCUGAGAAGUUUUUGCCUGAGCGCUGGCUAGACAAGGAUGGGAAAUUCUGCACCAAGAGAGAGGGUUUCCUUCCCUUCGGCGUCGGUAAACGCGUCUGCCUGGGAGAGUCCUUGGCACGCAUGGAAACCCUCAUUUUCUUCGCGGCCGUGUUCAAGAAUUUCAACAUCUCGUCGCCUCCAGGAACUCUUUUGGAUGUCACGCCCAAUCCGAACCAGCCAAUGUUCCACGUCCCGAGGAAGCAGGACAUUUACUUAACUGAAAGAAAGUGAAAAGGUGAAGGUUUGAGAAUCAGUCUUAUGGUUGUGAAAAAAGACGAAUAAAUACAAGAUAGUGAUUUUUUUUUUUUUUGGGGGGGGAUAAGUUUAUGAUUACGAAGAGGACUGUUAAAUGCAAGAAAGUGAAAUUGUAUUUUUUAGGGAAUAAGUCUAUAAUUAUGAACAGGAUUGGUAAGUGCGAGAAAGUGAAAAUGUGAAGUUUUGAGGAAAUGCCAAUCAUUAUAAAGGAAAGUAAGUGACAGAAAGAGGAAACAUGAAAUUUUGAGAAUAAGCCCAAAGUUAUGAGCAAGAUUAGUAGGAGCAAGCAAGUGAAACGGUUAUUUUAUUUUUAGAGGAUAAACUCAUGACUAUGAAGAAAAUUAGUUACUGAGCACAAGUUAAAAAUGUGUUAUGAAGAUUACUAUGUAGAAGAAAGUGGAAAUGUUAAAAGUUUUAAGGAUACGCCUAUGAUUAUGAAGAUUAGUAAUUAAGGUCUGGAAUAAGUCUAUGAUUGUGAAGAUUAGUAGCUUCAAGGUAGUUAUUUUUUCUUAAUAAGCCUAUGAUUGUGAAGAUUAGUAGCUGCAAGGUAGUUAUUUAUUCUUAAUAAACCUAUAAUUGUACUAUUGCCUCAAAAAAAGUAUAGAUAUUUGUUUACACCUGUUAUUUAUAUGUAUUUUUAUGCAAAAUAAAUUAUGCAAAACUACAACGCACAAGUACUGCGAUAAGAAUCGUAUUUGCAAACCAACUAUUACAAAUAUAUUAAAGUUAACUUUAUUAUCAUUAUCAUUACAAUUAUUGUUGUUGCUAUCAUUAUCUACCACCACCACCACUAUCACCAUUAAGUUCACCAUCACUAUCUCCAUCACCACCACUAUCACCAUUAUGACCACCACCACUAUCACCAUUAUGAUCACCACCACUAUCACCAUUAUGAUCACCACCACUAUCACCAUUAUGACCACCACCACUAUCACCAUUAUGACCACCACCACUAUCACCAUUAUGAUCACCACCACUAUCACCAAGAUGACCACCACCACUAUCACCAUUAUGACCACCACCACUAUCACCAUUAUGACCAUCACCACUAUCACCAUUAUGAUCACCAACACCACCACCAUCUCCAUCAUCAUCACUAUUACUACCACCAACCACCACCAUAGAGAGAGAGAUAGAAGAAUGAGAGCAAGCUGCUGUACUAGUACUGUACCUUUU